CGAUCCGGGAGGUGAAGAACAUUGCUUCCCAAGCCGUCUACCAGACCAGCUCCCAUCUGGCCAUCUCCAAGGGUUUCAAAAAUUAUUGCGUUGGAUUAGGAGUUGGCUGGGACCGGGACCGGGCCUGGGACCGGGACUGGGACUGGGGCCGGGACCGAUCCCGAUUUCAAUUGUUUUCAAAUCGGAACCUUCACGUUAAGAUUCUCCUGAAUUGGUGGAUUUUCAGAUCAAAUGGCCGAUUGUUAAGGUUCUGAGAAUCGAUUCUGUCCGAUUCCAAUCCAAUCAAAAUCGUCAAAGACCGAUUCAAUCACCGAUUCUGGUUUCUAAAACCCUUCCUCCACUCCUCUUCGACACUGAUACUGAGUCGUCGGUCCUCUCCAACACGAGCCACCCAACCUCCGUCCUCUUCAUAAGGCCAUCCGGCGAUCACCACAACCAGGUUCCCUCUCUCCGUCAUCUGCACGGGGCUAUCCGGCGGCUAUCACCAGGUGACUGGCCGUUUGCCUGUUGAACAACUGUUUCAUUGAAGGUGUAGGUGAAGUAAAAUGUUUAAGCAAGUAUUGGGAAAUUUGUGGAUCCAAAGGGCUUCUAUAUCGAGCAAGGAGAAAGUUGUUCCAGUUUUAUAUCUGUGGAGGCACAGCUUCCAUAGUGGACAGGCUAAUUCUGCACCAAGAAGCUUCUUUGGGGUGGAAGAUUUCCUCGAUGAUGAUAACAGCCGCCCGUACACAUACAAAAAGGAAAAGAAGACAAAGAACCCACAUAAACACAUAUCUUUCAAGCAGCGGACCGUAGCAUACAUGGAACCUUUUACACUUGAUGUUUUCAUCUCCAAGCGCUUUGUUUCAGCAUCGAUUACACACAGGGUGACAAGUAAGCAGGUAGCAGUUGCUGGUACAAACUCUAAAGACAUCAAGGCUGUUCUCCAGUCCCGGUCAGACAUACCUGCAUGUUUGGCUGUUGGCCAAAUCUUAGCUGAUAGGGCAAGAGAAGCUGAUGUCUACACUGCUUCUUAUACUCCAAGGGAGAGGGACAAGUUUGAGGGGAAGAUCAGGGCAGUGGUUCAGUCUCUCAUAGACAGUGGAAUUGAUAUUAAAGUCUUUCUUGAUUGACUUUCAGAAGGAAAAUGUAUUUUUUUUUCUUUUUUGGGAUGGGGAGGAGGGUGUUCUUGGGAUAGAUUUGGAUUUUGGACCAUCUCGGGGAUUACCCAUACAAAAUUCUCACAUUAGGUCACUGUACUAAACAAUCACAGGAUAGAACAGGAGAGGGAACACAUGUUUUGAUAUCUGCACCAUAUCCUUGUGUGUGUUUUUUGUUCAA
This is a messenger RNA of Macadamia integrifolia, 1317 nucleotides long. RefSeq lists its product as uncharacterized. Gene Ontology annotation, cellular component: ribosome. The record is from RefSeq and is a predicted model, not a curated record. Bases 546 to 1109 code for a protein of 187 amino acids. Gene Ontology annotation, biological process: translation. The transcript has 3 exons. NCBI's taxonomy places the organism in Eukaryota, Viridiplantae, Streptophyta, Magnoliopsida, Proteales, Proteaceae. Gene Ontology annotation, molecular function: structural constituent of ribosome; 5S rRNA binding.